AUUAACUUAACGAAGUUCAUUAGCAAAAUUCCCUGACCAUUGAUUUUAAGCUGCUCUGCUCCGAUCCCACUCUAAAACCCUAAAACCAAACCCUAACAAGUCUCCUCCCAAAAAAACAUGUCUUCUUCCAUUCGUCUUCGCCACCUCCGCCACUUUUCGGCCACCUCCAAUGCCGCCGCUGCCGCCGCUUACUCCUCCUCCAUUUCGGUUUCCCAAGCCAAAAGCAAACUCCGCACUGAGUACGACCCUGACAAAGCCCUCGAAAUCUACUCUUCCGUUUCCAAACACUACUCUUCCCCUUCUUCUUCCCGUUACGCUCAAGACCUCACCGUCCGCCGCCUCGCCAAGUCCCGUCGUUUCUCCGACAUCGAAUCCUUAAUAGAGUCCCACAAAACCGACCCCAAGAUUUCUCAGGAGCCUUUCCUCUCUACUCUCAUCAGAUCCUAUGGUAUCGCUGGCAUGUUAGAUCAUGCCAUCAAAACUUUCCAUCAAAUGGACCAAUUUGGUACCCCCAGAUCAACCAUUUCUUUCAACGCCUUGCUCUCCGCUUGCAAUCAGUCUAGGCAAUUUGACAGAGUUCCCCAGCUGUUCGAUGAAAUUCCCAAGAAAUACAUUGGUCUUUCACCAGACAAAGUUUCCUAUGGGAUUUUAGUUAAAUCUUAUUGCGAAGCGGGUCAUCCCGAGAAAGGGCUUGAGGUUCUAAGAGAAAUGGAAAGGAAAAGCGUGGAGGUAACUGCGGUUACCUCUACAACAAUUUUAAACGCAUUAUAUAAGAAGGGAAAAACAGAAGAGGCAGAGAAGUUGUGGUUUGAGAUGAUGAAGACUGGUUGCGAAUUAGAUGUUGCUUCUUAUAACGUUAGGAUUUCGAAUUUUCAAGGCGGAGAGCCUGAGAAAGUGAAGGAAUUGAUUGACGAUAUGAGCACCCUAGGGUUGAAACCGGAUACCAUUAGUUAUAAUUAUCUGAUGACUUGUUAUUGUAAGAGAGGCAUGUUGGAUGAAGCUAAGAAGGUAUAUGAAGGAUUGGAAGGUAAUGGGUGUAAUCCAAAUGCGGCUACUUUUCGGACGCUGGUGUUUUAUUUAUGUUUAAAUGGAUUGUAUGAGCAAGGUUAUAAGGUGUUCAAAGAGAGUGUGAGGUUGCAUAAGAUUCCUGAUUUUAACACUUUGAAGCAUUUGGUGGAGGGAUUGGUGAUGAAAAAGAAGAUCAAGGAUGCGAAAGGGUUAAUCAGGACGGUAAAGAAGACGUUCCCUCCCAACUUUUUGAAAGCAUGGAAGAAGCUCGAGGAAGAACUUGGUUUGGUUUCUGGUAAUGCUGAAGCUCGUGAGGCUAAAGAAUCAACAGGUUAGAAUUGAGAUUUUAGCUGUUAUUUUGCUGGUGGUUUGAGUUAGCUGCUUUAUAUUCUUUUGCAGCUAAGAAUGAUUAGAUGAACUAUGCAAUCCACCAUAGAAGUUUGAAUGAUGAUAAUAUUUUUUUUCUUAGAUAGUUUUACAAAAGGUCAAUUCUGCUUUAAUUGUAAGGAUUGAUUUGUGUUACUCUUUUGCUAUGUGUUUGUUUCAUUGUUCUACUUGUUUUGGAAUGAAAAGAAAAUUCUAAUAA
Messenger RNA from Gossypium raimondii (Peruvian cotton), 1594 nucleotides. RefSeq names its product pentatricopeptide repeat-containing protein At4g36680, mitochondrial. NCBI's taxonomy places the organism in Eukaryota, Viridiplantae, Streptophyta, Magnoliopsida, Malvales, Malvaceae. Bases 118 to 1344 code for a protein of 408 amino acids. Gene Ontology annotation, molecular function: protein binding. The record is from RefSeq and is a predicted model, not a curated record. The transcript has a single exon.